AUGGUCUACCGCCUUCCAACCCACCUCGAAUCCUUUGUCCCCCCGCCUUCUGCUCAAGUUCUUCAGUCGAGGCCUUGGCGGGGUGCCCUUAUCAUCAGCGGCAUGCGUGCCUCCGACAAGGGCAGUAGUCAAGAGAUUCGCAUCACUGCAGUGGAGACCGACGGCGAUAACACUCGCAGUCGAAUGGACCUGUGGCCUCAACAAUUCUUCGCUCGCAUCGUUCACGAACAAGUCAUCUUGCAAGAUGUCCAAGCCUGGGUCAGGCGCAAUAACCCACCACUCUGCACAUUCAUGGCCGACCGAUUACGUGACCCCAACGGGAAUACCGUCAAUCAAACCAACUUUCGUUCACUAUCCCGGAUCCUGUUUGACAGUCAAACCGUUGCCAUCGCAUCUUGGAACACUGACAAGAUCGAAGGGGCUGGCAUGAUCAUCUAUCCUUCGCAAAACUCCAGUGCCUUGCUCGUCGGCGCACUAUUCUUAUACGCUCCUUUCCCUGAUUUCAUUAUGAAUGCAGCACCAUUAUCGCCUGGUAUAAUUUCGCCGUCCCCGCGACACCAAUAUCCACAGCAUGUCGCCUCAUCCUCGGGCCCAUAUGCUUCUAGUUCACGCCAUCACCAAACUAGCUCUCCCCAACGUCACGCUACGGGGCACCCAGCUAGCCAAUCGGACCCUACCAACCCUGGUCUUAGGCAUGAUCAGUAUCGGUACAUCAUGCCUCGCACAGUACCGUCCAACUAUCCCGGCUCUUCCACCUCUGCCAGCGACCCAGCCUGGUCUAACGUCAAAAACGAGGACGACCCCGCAUACCCGUCUAGUCAUACCCAUUACCCGUCCCAGUGA
Molecule: messenger RNA, 843 nt
Organism: Pleurotus ostreatus (oyster mushroom)
Lineage: Eukaryota; Fungi; Basidiomycota; Agaricomycetes; Agaricales; Pleurotaceae
Exons: 3
Coding region: 1-843 (280 amino acids)
Source: RefSeq, a predicted model, not a curated record